CGGGUGACAAUGUUUUUUUAAGGAGGCGUCUCAGGGUAAGAAGCACACAUCAAGCUAUUUUAAGCUGGCUGAAGCGAAGACUUGCAUACCUUGUCUACAUACGGUUGAGUGAGGCCUCCGUCACAGAACAGGUCUAGUCGCAUCCAUCGUGAUGUAUUAACUUUGACCGACUUGCUUCUGACCAUCCGCUCAGUAACGACCUGUUGAUAGCACCAUGGCUCUACAGGACUUCCUUCCCAGCGAUGUUCCCAUGACAUGGAUCCUUCUGGCGCUGCUGGCAGUUCUCUUUUACCUGUAUGCAGUGCAUCCCUUAUGGACCUUCAAGAGGAUGGGUAUCCCUGGACCCACCCCUCUACCCUUUUUCGGGAACUUGCUGUCAUGGUUUAAAGACGGAAUCUGGAAUAUAGAAGUGAACAGACAACGAGUGGAAAAAUAUGGUAAAGUGUAUGGGUUCUUCUUUGGGCGUAUGCCAAUCCUCAUCGUAUCCGACCGAGAGAUGCUCAGAGAGAUAUUUGUGAAAAAAUUCCAUGCUCUCACCAACCGCACUGGCAAAGAAAUGUUGCUGGAUACAAGACCCAGCGGCAGGAUGCUGACCAAUCUAAGGGACGAAGACUGGAAGGAAGUGCGCAGCACCUUAAGGCCAGCUUUCAGCGGGGGCAAACUGAAGAUGAUGGGACCAGCGAUAAACACCUGUGCUGACCAGCUUGUGCAGAACAUUGCGAAGUUUGCAGAAACAGGAGAGUCCUUUGACACCAGGGAACUGACAGGUGCCUUUACUAUGGACGUCAUCGCCAGGACUGCCUUCGGUACCGAGAUCGACUCCCAACGCAACCCACAGGACCCCUUUGUUCUGAUGGGCAAGAAGGCUUUUAAUGUCAGCAUCAAGAACCCAUUGGUUCUUUUGUACUUUGUCUUCCCCUCCGUCAUGAAACCGAUCCUGGAGUGGCUAAACAUGGAUCUCUUUCCAAGUGAUGCCACCCGCUUCUUCUACGGUAUUUUUGAUCAGCUGAUUGCGCUUAGACAGAAGAGCAAUGAGAAGGGACGGGUUGACUUCAUGCAACUGAUGAUGGAUGCUCACAAGGAUACAGAAGAGGAAGCAGAGGAGGGCGUCAAGUCGCACGGGCAGAAACGUGCUCUAACCAGAGAUGACGUUGUUGCCAAUGGAUUCCUCUUCUUUGUUGCUGGUUAUGAGACAACUGCGAGUACAAUGGCCUUUGUGUUGUACAACUUUGCACUCAAUCAAGAAGAGCAGAAGAAGGCCAGGAAAGAGAUCAAAAAGAUUAUGGAAGACAGGGACCUGGUUGACUACGAGGCAGUGCAUGAGAUGUCCUACUUGGAGAUGUGUUGUAUGGAGACCCUGCGCAUGUACCCUCCUGUAGCAGAUAUUGGCCGGAUUGUCGAUGAGGAGGUCAAGAUCCAGUGGCUGACCAUUCCCAAGGACAUGUUUGUGAUGGUACAAGUCCUCGCUAUCCACUACGAUCCCGAACGCUGGCCGGAACCCAUGAAGUUCAUCCCUGAAAGGUUCACCAAAGAGGCGCGGGAGAAGCGGGAUCCGUACGACUGGCUCCCGUUCGGGGCGGGGCCGAGGACCUGCAUCGGAAUGAGGCUGGCGAUGAUGGAACUGAAGGUCGGAGUGGCCAAGAUCCUGAUGGAGUACCACAUCACAACUGCGCCUGAUACUGAUAUCCCUCUAAAGAUGAAGAAGGGCAACCAGUUUCCAACUCCGGAAAAUGGCGUUCGUCUGAAAGUGGAGCUGCUGAAUCAAGACGAGAACUGAUCGACAGAGAGGUCCUUCAGAGUCAACGUCAUCAAAGUCAACAAGAACACUUGAAUACAUGCUAAGGCCUCAACAGUUUGAUGCGUUGGCACUCAGAUUUUUGUAGACAUUCAAUAAAGUGAGGAGGCAAAAUAAACAGGGCUAGGCAUCAUGUGGUAGCCCCAAACACUGCCAUAGAAGGCUCGCAAAGUCAACAUACUAGACUGGGGUUGAACCUUAAUGAUACAUUGUUUGGUGCAAAUCAUAAUGAAAUGAAUCAGGUAAAUCUAAAACUGAAGAAAUAAAAUUUGUGUGGUCUAAUGCAUAGUGUGUGAGAGAGCUUAUGGCGUCAAAAUCUUUACAUGUAAAAGAACCCACCACACUUAUCGAGAGGAAUAGGGUGACCUGGUGUGUUUGGCUAAAUCCACAAGCCAUUACAAAGCCACAUUGCACUAGUAGCUACUUGAAAAAGCAUCAUGCUUCACCUUAGUUCAAGAUGACAAAAUAAGGGAUAAGGACAAGUAGGGUAAUGUCCUUGGUGCUGAACGUGUUAUCAUGAACAUACAUGACUAUUUUGUUACACAUUCAGCUGGAAUAAGUUCAAAAUUCAAAUACUACCGACAAAAGGUGACUGAUGAUGACUUCAUUGUGGCUUUCAUGUUCUUUUACAUAGUGUGUAAUCAGCCAUUUUGAUUGUAGCCAGACUGCAAAAUUGAAUAGCGUAGAAUAACAUAGUUUGUGCAUUCUAUGAUAAGCUAUGUUCAGCAUAGCCAACAUGCUUGUAUACUAUUCGAUGUAAUACUUUCUGAAUUUAGUGUAGUGUAUAGCCAAGGAGGUUUCUCUUUUUAAACCUCCUUGGUAUAGCCAGUACCACAUCUUUUUCUUACAUGAUUAUAUGUUUGUAAACGCGUGUGUUAUUUGCUUUUGGUCUGUAGAAAUAGUCCUGUGUGUAACAUGUGGUAUGAUUGUUUGUAACCAGGUUAUGAUUAAAACUUUCAAAACAAAUUAAUAAAGGGUCUGAUUUGCACUAUCCAUACGAAAAUGUCAUAAU
This is a messenger RNA of Branchiostoma belcheri (Belcher's lancelet), 2807 nucleotides long. Its product is annotated as cytochrome P450 3A8-like. Gene Ontology annotation, molecular function: iron ion binding; heme binding; oxidoreductase activity, acting on paired donors, with incorporation or reduction of molecular oxygen. NCBI's taxonomy places the organism in Eukaryota, Metazoa, Chordata, Leptocardii, Amphioxiformes, Branchiostomatidae. The record is from RefSeq and is a predicted model, not a curated record. The transcript is spliced from 15 exons. Bases 215 to 1777 code for a protein of 520 amino acids.